GGCCUUGGUUGCCAGGGAACGGCCUGCGGGGACUGCGGCGUCUGCGCGGAGUGGCGUAGUGCUUGCCGGGGCUGUACGCGGAGGAGCGGGGGUCUGCGGAGAGCUUCGCUCAGGCCGGCACUUCCAGCCGCAGGGGCUGCCGCCAUUGCUGCCUGGCCGGGUGAGCGCUGCCCAGCUCGCCGGGCGUCCGCGGGUCGCCGGCGCCAUGGGCCAGUGUGGCAUCACCUCCUCCAAGACCGUGUUGGUGUUCCUCAACCUCAUCUUCUGGGGGGCAGCUGGCAUUCUCUGCUAUGUGGGAGCCUAUGUCUUCAUCACUUAUGACGACUAUGACCACUUCUUUGAAGACGUAUAUACACUCAUCCCUGCUGUGGUGAUCAUAGCAGUAGGAGCCUUGCUUUUCAUUAUUGGGCUAAUUGGCUGCUGUGCUACAAUCCGGGAAAGUCGAUGUGGACUUGCCACGUUUGUCAUCAUCCUGCUCUUGGUUUUUGUCACAGAAGUUGUGGUGGUGGUUUUGGGAUACGUGUAUCGAGCAAAGGUGGAGAAUGAGGUUGACCGAAGCAUUCAGAAAGUUUAUAAGACCUACAACGGAACCAACCCUGAUGCUGCUAGCCGUGCUAUUGAUUAUGUACAGAGACAGUUGCACUGUUGUGGAAUUCAUAACUAUUCAGACUGGGAAAACACAGAUUGGUUCAAAGAAACCAAAAACCAGAGUGUCCCUCUUAGCUGCUGCAGAGAGACUGCCAGAAGCUGUAACGGCAGCCUGGCCAACCCUUCCGACCUCUAUGCCGAGGGGUGUGAGGCUCUGGUUGUGAAGAAACUACAAGAAAUCAUGAUGCAUGUUAUCUGGGCCGCAUUGGCCUUUGCAGCUAUUCAGCUGCUGGGCAUGCUGUGUGCGUGCAUCGUUUUGUGCAGAAGGAGUAGAGAUCCUGCGUAUGAGCUCCUCAUCACUGGCGGAACCUACGCAUAGUAGACGGCUUCAGCCUGAGCUAAUUUUUAGUCUUGUUCUGAUUUGGAAGAUGAAUUAAGCAGGCCUGCUGCAGUUGGCCUCCUGGGUUCAUCUAGUUAAAGCACACAUACAUUGGUGUUGGACAGAGCAGCUUGGCUUUUCAUGUACCCACCCAUUUACCUACCCACCAUGACUUUUUCCCUUAUUCUAGCUGACUCUCCAUGCCCCUGAUUUCAGAACCAUUUACAAGUUGCAUAGACUUAAAGGAGGAUGUGGGUCUGCUUCUGUUGCCUCCAAGGAAUAAUGGGACAGUGUCGUAUCACCGGGUCAUUUCAGUCUUCACAAUGGAGAACUCUUGGCCAAAGGUUUUCGGGGGGAGAGGGAGGAAGCCAACUGUCUGGUUAAAAUUAACACCAGAUGGUGCCCCUCAUCAGUGUCCUUUUAAAGAAUAUAUACUGUAGUACAAUAACAUAGCAGUUGUACAAAAUGGCUAACAUAGUUUAGAAACAUAACAGUGUGUGUUUUUGUUCAUCUUCAAAAUCAGGCUGAUCUUUGAAACUAGUGGUUUUUAAUCAAAGCUGGCUUUAUAGGAGGAGUAUAAUGGAUGCACUACUGUUUUAAAGCAAUUAGUGUGAGUGCGUGAGUGUUUCUGUGUGAUUGAGCCCAUUCAUCAUAAGUCUUAAACUUGUUAGAGAUAAUGUACCCAUGUAGACUAGCAAAAUAGUAUGUAGAUGUGAUCUCAGUUGUAAAUAGAAAAAUUUAAUUCAAUAAACUCUGUAUCAGCCCUCAA
Molecule: messenger RNA, 1736 nt
Organism: Nannospalax galili (Upper Galilee mountains blind mole rat)
Lineage: Eukaryota; Metazoa; Chordata; Mammalia; Rodentia; Spalacidae
Gene: Tspan3
Product: tetraspanin 3
Exons: 7
Coding region: 206-967 (253 amino acids)
Biological process (GO): protein localization to plasma membrane; regulation of vascular endothelial growth factor signaling pathway; protein maturation
Cellular component (GO): membrane
Source: RefSeq, a predicted model, not a curated record